AUGGCCUCCCUCCACUUUCCUGCCGGGUUUUCUUUCACAUGUUCCUACAGUCGAGAGCAAAAGCUACGCAUCAAAGUCGGUGCAUUUUCUAGAAUAAGUACUGCCAAGGUUAGUGGAAAGAUCCCAAGGACUGCUAUUUGCAAAUACAGAAGGAUGGUUUCAGCUGAAUCAUUGGCAGAACUUGGCUCUAUCACCAAGACACGAACACGACAAAAUAUCCCAACCAAGAAGCAGUUGAUUGAUUCAUUUCGCCGGGGAAUAAUCGUCGAAGGAGGUGUUGGAUACAGACAGACUGUUGUUAUAAGGUCAUGUGAAAUUGGUGCUGAUAAAACUGCUACAUUGGAGAGCCUCCUUAAUCUACUUCAGGAAACAGCGCUGAAUCAUGUGUGGAUUUCAGGACUUCUCGGCGAUGGAUUUGGUGCCACACAUGGGAUGAUUAGGAAUAAUCUCAUUUGGGUGGUAACUAGGAUGCAACUUCAAGUUGAUCAGUACCCAACCUGGGGUGAAGUGGUGGAGGUUGACACAUGGGUCGGGGCAUCAGGGAAAAAUGGAAUGCGAAGAGACUGGCUUAUCCGAAGUCAUGUCACUGGACUAGUAUAUGUCCGUGCAACGAGCACCUGGGUGAUGAUGAACCAAAAAACAAGACGUCUCUCCAAAAUGCCAGAAGAAGUUAGAGCUGAGAUCUCACCUUGGUUUAUCGAGAAGAAUGCAAUCCAAGAAAAUACUCCUGAAACUAUCAAAAAACUAGACAACACCGUAAAGUACAUAAACAGCAAACUGAAGCCCAAGCGGACUGACCUGGACAUGAACAAUCACGUCAAUAAUGUUAAGUACGUGAACUGGAUGCUUGAGGCCAUCCCCGAAAUUUUUCUCGAGGGCUACCAAUUGUUCAGUAUGACACUGGAGUAUAGAAGAGAAUGUGGAAGCUCAGAUACAGUUCAAUCUCUGUGUCAACCUGAUGAAGAUGGAGCAUUUCAGGAUGAAGUUCAAGACGAUAAUGGUAAAACUCACAAGGAGCAAUCACAGGUAUCAGAGUUGGAAGGAGAUGCAUCCUCUAGCGGAUCCCCGUUAAGCUUUACACAUCUCCUCCAAAUGACAGGUGACUCCAAAACUGAUGAGAUUGUGAGAGGAAGAACCACAUGGAAAAGAAAGCCUUGGCUAUUCCACUGAGAUAC
Messenger RNA from Theobroma cacao (cacao), 1175 nucleotides. Its product is annotated as palmitoyl-acyl carrier protein thioesterase, chloroplastic-like. The record is from RefSeq and is a predicted model, not a curated record. NCBI's taxonomy places the organism in Eukaryota, Viridiplantae, Streptophyta, Magnoliopsida, Malvales, Malvaceae. Gene Ontology annotation, biological process: fatty acid biosynthetic process. Gene Ontology annotation, molecular function: fatty acyl-[ACP] hydrolase activity; acyl carrier activity.